This is a messenger RNA of Labrus bergylta (ballan wrasse), 1734 nucleotides long. Lineage: Eukaryota; Metazoa; Chordata; Actinopteri; Labriformes; Labridae. The record is from RefSeq and is a predicted model, not a curated record.
AUGCCUGCUCUGUUUGACUGCUUUCAGAAAGCAGUCGUGCUGCUCACCUCCACUAAUUACAGGACCCCCAUUGGUUGGACGGAUGGCAGUGCUGGAGCCAAUCCUGGAGCGCCUACCAGCACGCCGGAGCCGAAGCACAUUAAACUCAAAAUGGCCCGUUUUGGACGACCAUCAUUUUCUCUGAUCCACACAGGACUCCUGUUAGCUAUUGUUUUAUUACCAGAGUUUCUGGGGGCCGUUCCAGUGGAGCAGCACAAGGAGGAGGAAGUGCAUGCAGAGUCUGAAGAUGUGAAAGAACAGGCCAUGGCGAGCAUGACCAAACUUGUUCGUAACAGAAGGAACCUCCCCGUCUUGCCUGUGCCCCAGUUUAAACGCCUGCCGGACUUCUGGGGAUGGUACAAGUACUUCAUGGACAGCCACAACCAGGAGGGAUUGGAGGAUCUGGAUCGUCUGUACAUGGCGUUCUUGCAGAACAAGCACAGGUCAGAGGAGGGCCCUACCUUCAACCACUACCUCAAGCACCUCAGUGAAAUCUACAAGACCUGUGCUGACUCUGAUGAUCCAGAGUGCAUCGCCGAGUCCACCAGCAAGCCAAAGGCUGCCAUGAUGAUGCCUGAGACCAUAAAGUCUGCUUCUGUCAGGAUGUGCAAUCCUUACCUCGACCCCUACUGUCUCUUCCCCCUCCUUCCCAAGGCAGCCGCCCCUGAGCCAGCUCCAGCCAAGGUCCCAGCCCCCAUCCUCACCCCCAUGCUGCCCAUGCCACUGAAGAGCCCCACCGGCUUCUACUACUACGCCCCCGUCCUGGAGCCCUUCUUGAGUGCCGAGCAGAGGACUGAGCUGCUGAGGAUCUGCAAUUCUGAAGAUGUAGAGUGUCUGCAGUAUCACCUGAGGGCAGCUUAUGGUUACCGCCCAGCCCCUGGCCCUGCCCCAUCCUAUGCCGCCCUCAAAUGUGACCCAAAGAACCCCUACUGCAUGCCAUCCCUGGUGCAAAAAGCCCCCACCGGUUUCUACCACUUGGUCUACCCAAGCUGUGACCCAGCAGUUGAUCCCCUGUGUGUGACCAACGUUGCUGCUCCAGCUCCCCUCGCUGGAGAGGAAGCUCCUAAAGAACAACAAUGCAACCCUCUCUUUGAUGCCGACUGCAACCCCUUGACCGCCACCAAGCUGUCUGGCCUCACCAAGCCCGUGCUGGAGUAUGCCCCCAAACACGAGCCUGCACCUCCUGCUGCUCCUCUGUCCUGCGACCCUCGCUAUGACCCAUACUGCAUACUGGCAGCCGCCGCUGCCCUGCGCAAGCCUGCUCCGAAGAUCCCCGAACACCAGGUCCGCUACAAGCUUGGAGUCCCCGGCAAGACCAAGGAUGGCCACGACUGCUUUGUGCACUAUGACAAAGACUGCACCCCAGUGAAGUCUGGCUCUGAGGCCAAGGCUGACAUCAAGGCUCCAGCCAAGCCCGCCUGCCAUCCAUUCGACCCAAACUGCGGAAAGUUUGCUGCGCCCUCUGGCAUUUUUGCCUCGAAGCCCAGCAAGGAUGGCAUAAUCAUGCCCGACCCUGACUGCGAUCCUGAGUUCGACUACAACUGCCGCCUGCGACGCGCUGAGCCUGCAGAAGCUGCUGAUGAGCCUGCAGCAGCUGCCGCUGUUGAGGAGAAGGCUGCUGAUGAGCCCGCCAAGGAGGCCCCUGUCCCACGAUUUGAAGACUUCCUUAGAGAUUUCAUGAGCCAGCACAAGUAA